GCCAAUCAUGGCUCCAAUAUCUAUGACCUUGUAUAUUUACGUGGGGAAACGAUCAAAAAAGAAGGCUUUGAACAAGUCAUUCAACUCAUAGCAGGCGUACAGUCGAACAUCCCCGCAAUGAAAAAGGAUAAAAAUGGAAUCGUUGGUCGUCCCAAUCAUUUAAAGGAAGACAACCCAUACAAAAGCACGUACAUGAAUGGGGGCGAAAGUCGUAGAUCCCGCUCGCUAUCUUCCAUCAGUGCCGAAUCGGCUGCCUCUGAUACUGAAACAAACAGUAGAUGGAAGAGACCGGUGAGAACACCUUCGCAAACAUCAAUUACCUCGGUCGACAGCGAUUUCGAUGUAGCCAUUUCACAGCUUGGUUCCAAAAAACCGGUUCGAAAACUAGUGAUAGAGCUGGCAAAUUCAUUUACACCGACAGUGAAGAAGAAGCGGGACCUCGCAGUGACCCAAGCUCUUCCGUUGUGCGGACCAAAGCCGCUGUCAAGGCGUUUUCUCCUGUCACGGCUGGCAGUCGCGGUCGGGGUAAAAAAGCCAGUGAGCCCAAAUCUGCUACGAAAUCCACCACCGAUUUGAUCGUGCCUCAGCGACAGGCUGCAAAGAAGGCCACCGAAAGUUUACAUAGCGCUAAUGCCAAUGUCUCAGCCAAGGAGAAAAAGGAAGAGAAGGAAACUAAAGGCGUGGGCAAAGAAAACGUUGUUCUCUCCUAACAGCUCAAGAGUGAACUUAAGAGU
Molecule: messenger RNA, 734 nt
Organism: Daphnia carinata
Lineage: Eukaryota; Metazoa; Arthropoda; Branchiopoda; Diplostraca; Daphniidae
Product: PHD finger protein rhinoceros-like
Exons: 3
Coding region: 279-710 (143 amino acids)
Source: RefSeq, a predicted model, not a curated record